This is a messenger RNA of Ogataea parapolymorpha DL-1, 1485 nucleotides long. RefSeq names its product Zinc finger protein zpr1. Gene Ontology annotation, molecular function: zinc ion binding. The transcript has a single exon. Lineage: Eukaryota; Fungi; Ascomycota; Pichiomycetes; Pichiales; Pichiaceae. Gene Ontology annotation, cellular component: nucleus; cytoplasm. The record is from RefSeq and is a predicted model, not a curated record. Bases 1 to 1485 code for a protein of 494 amino acids.
AUGAAGCGGAACGAGUCUUCAGAUUCUACCAAUUCAAAAAAACCAAAAUUACGUAUGGGAGAAGACCAACAAGCAAAGAAAGAAGAAUUCUUCCAGCCUGUCGGACAGGCCGCAGAGGAAGUCGAUCACGAACAGGUUCCUGAAAACGAUAACGAUGGCAUCAGAAUGACUGGUGCUGAGGACGCCCAGGGCCAUCCUGUCCAAGAAAUCGAUUCUCUUUGCAUGAAUUGCCACGAGACGGGAGUUUCACGCCUGCUGCUCACCUCGAUUCCAUAUUUCAGAGAGAUAGUGGUGAUCUCUUUCGAGUGUCCUCACUGCGGAUUCAAGAACUCGGAGAUCCAGCCGGCUUCCACCAUCGCCGAAAAAGGUAGCAGGUACGUGCUCAAGAUUGAGAACAAGGAGGACUUCAACCGCCAGGUGGUCAAGUCAGACUAUUGCACAUGUAAGUUCAUCGAGCUCGACAUUGAAAUUCCCGCAAAGAGAGGUCAGCUGACUACAGUCGAGGGACUUCUGUCCGAAAUGGUGGAAGAUCUCGAAAUGGAUCAGCCGCAAAGAAAAGAAGUUCAGCCCGAAAUCUACGAAAAAAUCGAGCAAUUCCUCGCCAAAAUACGGUCUGUUCUCAACGGAGAGACGGGCUUGCCAUUGACGUUCCUGAUCGAUGAUCCGUCUGGCAACUCCUGGAUCGAAUACGUUCCGGGCGAGCCUCAGCACAAAUGGUCUGUUGUUGAAUACAACCGUACGCCUCAGCAGAACGUGAUGCUGGGUUUGGUGUCUGCGGACGAAGUUGCUGCCCACGAGCAGGAACAGCAGCAACAACAACCUCAAAGAGUCAGAGCUACAGGAUUUAUGUCUGAUGAGACAGAUAUUGAAAAUUUUGCCAAUGAGGUGCAGGUGUUCCACGCUACAUGCUCUUCUUGCUACGCUCCGUGCGAAACUCAUAUGAAAGUUGUUAAUAUUCCUCACUUCAAGGACGUGAUUAUUAUGUCCACCACCUGCGAACGUUGCGGAUAUAAAUCUAAUGAGGUCAAGACGGGAGGUGCCGUGCCUGACCGCGGAAAACGUGUGACGCUCUAUUGUGACGACCCUGAAGAUCUCACCAGAGACAUUCUCAAGUCUGAAACCUGUGGACUGAAGAUUCCCGAGCUCAACCUGGAUUUGACUCCAGGAACGCUUGGCGGAAGAUUCACCACUUUGGAAGGUCUUUUGCGCCAAGUCAGAGACGAGCUGCAUUCCCGCGUGUUCCAGGAAACUUCCGACUCCAUGACUCCCGAAUCCAAAGCCAACUGGGAGAAGUUCUUCGAGAGACUCGACACCGCUCUUGCUGGAAAAAUGAAGUUCACAGUGAUAAUGGAAGACCCAUUGGCGUCCUCGUACAUCCAAAACGUGUAUGCACCGGACGACGAUCCAAACAUGAAGGUGGAAGAAUUUGAGAGAACUCGUGAGCAGAACGAAGAGUUGGGACUCUUGGACAUGAAGGUGGAUUAG